CUCGGCGCGCACGGUUUUGGAGCGGGUGUUCUUCUCGUCUUCGUUGCGAGAAUCGCCGAUUAACGAGGUCGUUUAAGUUUAAAGAGUGAGCUACACCGUGUGCCUAUCGACAUCGACUGCUUGCCGAUAAAAAUUUCGUACCAGCUGGCCUAAACUCCGGUACACGCGAUGUUGUCGAUAAAUUAACGGAACUUGUUUGUUGUUUUAUCGAUGGUCCAGCUGCGCGAGAAGUUGGAAAGAAAAGUGGUGUAACAAUCGGUCCGGUAGCUCGUGUUUUUAAGACUGUUUCAUCGAAAAGCAGUUUUCUAGUUAUAAACGUUUCCUCGUUUCAAAAAAGGUUGUUUAUAUUUCUCGUGACAAGUAUCUCGAGCGGCACUGUGUGAAACGUGAAAUUUGAUUAGUUUGCUGCGGUGAACAGUCAUGAUAUAACCUAUAAUCUAAACGUUCGCCAUUAAUUGUGUAUAUCGAUGUAUCGAUUAGAGUGAUCAAUAUGUGACCGAUCGAUAUAACAGAUUAGUCCCCAUUGUCUUCAGAAACGAAACUUUGAGUCGUGAGUGGAGAGUAAAGGAAUUUUUCUAGUGUAUGGACCGAUAGAUUUUCUACGUUAUCUAUCGACGUGGAUGGGACUUUUCUUCUUCUACUAGCUCACAGAGACACGGACCACGAUCUUCGGCUCCUUUUACGGAUUUUGUCGAUCUGCCACUGCGAAAUGCAGAGGUUUGCCUAUCAGUGUCAGGCAUUUUUUAAACAGAUUUAGACUGAAACGAUCCGGAACGUAGUAUCGCGACAUUGAUCCGACUCCCUCCCGAUGCUCCAUUCAUCGGCGAGCUAUCUGAAGGUCGGCCAAGUAGGAGUCACAGAAGAAUCGGGAAUAGUAGACGCUGGGACUUUCUCCGCGAACUGCGUGAUGAUUGCUACGCCGGGCUUUUCCAGGCAACGACGAAAAAUCGAACGAAGAUGAACAAAAUGGAGCAGAUCCCUGAAGGCUGAGAGCGAGCGGAUCCUCGAUAUGACCGGCUGGAGAAUGCGGCCGACCGCAUCGGCGCUCGGCGUCGUCGCCAUUGUCUCCAUCAUGAUCACUGCCAUGCCGUCUGAAGCGGACAGCGGCGCCAUCGAGCCCAGCAUCAAUCAUUUCGGAGUGGACGAGGAGGGCCAUCGUAUCCAGGAGGACGAAAGGAUCGCGAACCAGACCGUCGCCAGCGAUCUAACCGCGGUCGUGUUUCGAGUGCACGUCAACGAUACUAACAACGAAACUCCAGUAACCAAAACUAUCCACAGCUUUCUCACCGAUCACGAGAACCUCGUGAACGUGUCGCGAAUGGACGAAGGUAGCGUCGCGGAAUUGCAAAGGGAUCAAAGUAACCUGUUAUCCGUCACAGUGUCACAGAACGAUGUUCACGAGCCACAACACAAUCCAUUGGGAUCAGACGCAAAGUCGGCAGAACGCAACAGUUCUGAAAAUAAAGUAGAACACGCGAACAAUGAUUUCGUCUCGUCGACUCGACCGAAUCGAGCAGAAAUCGCGUCAAGUAUCGUUCCUUUGGAGAUCCGGUCGCCUGGUUCCAAGAACGACGACUACUUGCACGGCGUCCAGGUAGACGAUGAGGAUCUGUCGAACGUGGUAGAGCACGAGAACGAGUUAAUAGAUGGUUCUAACGUGGACAAAUCUCGCAGAGAAAACUCGAUUAGGUUUACAACCGUGUCAAUCCGUGAGACCAUCGUCACGGAGGUGAAACCGAUCGAGCAGAAGAACGUCGAGGACAUCAGAGCGAUCUCGUUCCAAGUACCUGCAAUCGACAAAGAAGCAGAAGACGCGGACAAGCGACAACAGGAUAACGAACACCCAAGAAACGUCAUGGAGUCAAGGAAGGAUCAAUCCAGGCCGAUGAACAACCUGCUGUUGGCGGGUGGUAAGUCGACGAAGGCGUUUUACGAGAUCAAACCGUCGAUCAAAACCGAGAUGGAGCCCGAUCAGCUUAACCCUAGCAGCACUCAGCGACCCUUGCCCGGUAGGAAGUUUGUUCUACCCAGCGUCGACAGCGCAUUUGGCAAGUUCGGGCCUUACUUCGAAGACGGCGAUCAGGAGAUAAACAUCACUGCCAGAAUAGGCAGCACUAUGCUGCUCGACUGCAAAAUCGGCAUGCUUGGUAACAAGGAGGUGACGUGGGUGCAGCAGCCAAGCAAGGACUCGUUUCGACUACUCACGGUCGGUAGGAUCCUGUACAGUGCGGAUCAGCGGAUCAGCCUCAACUUCCGAUACCCGAGCAAUUGGAGAUUACAAAUCCAGUACGCAACGACGCGGGAUUCCGGCUUAUACAAGUGUCAAGUUGCAACGCAUCCGCCGCUGGUUAAAACGAUUAACGUCGUCGUCACGGCACCGGAAUUGACAAUAACCGACGAUUCCGGCCGAGUGGUGUCCAAGGAGAGGCACCUGAAGGCGGGAAGCGUUCUCAAACUCAGAUGCGAGGCCAGAGACGUUAUCGAGUCUCUGAAGGAGUCUGUCAUUUGGACCAGGGGAGAUGAAACACUUACCGAAGACGUUAGCGAAAACAGAACGACAGAAAUCUUAGCUGGGAAGGAGGUCCUCGUAAUAGUUAGCACGCUGAUCGUGGAGAGGGCUAGUCCAAGGCAUGCCGGAAAUUACAGCUGCGUUGUACCCGGGAAGGCCAAGACAACCGUUGCAGUUCAUGUGCUUAACGGGGAGUUACCAGCCGCGGUGCACGACGGUAACGGAGUCUCCAGGGCGUUCCUCAACCUGUGGCUAAUUCACUUAACGAUGAGUUACGUUUUUUCCAGAUGACAAUACUAAGGUUAUUGCAACAGCAUCAAGACAACCACCGGCGGUCAGACAUGAAUUUCACGGCUGGAAGCAACAACAUAAUAUCGCAUGUUGUCGGUGAGAUUAAUUAAUCACGAACUAAGCACAGGUCACGAUAAUCGAUUCUCAGAAUCAACGAUAGAUCGUCGAUCUACCUGAUCGAUCUGAUCUUUACGAACAUCGGUGAAACAAAAAAAACAUCGUUUUUACCUUUAAUAAUAGAAUUUCCUUUUUCGGUCGAUCGAUUUGAUCAGUAGUUCAUCCUCGAAAAAAUCGGCGAUCGUUUCGACGAUAAUUAUUCGCGAGUUAACUUAAAAUCAUGUAAAAAAAAAAAGAUUAAAAUCGUUUUCUUUCGCUGGAGAAAUAUCGCCGUUAUAAAGUGGGCCAUUAUUGUACAGAUCUAAUUUAGAUGGACGCUCUAGACAGUGCGUAAAUAGUCUUCAGAUUAUUUGUAGUUCGUUGUCCCGAUGACGAGGAACAUCGGAUGUAGAAGAAUAAUGAACGACGGAACAUAUGGAAUGUUGAAAUCAAUAGAGAAAAGUUAAUGCUGUUUGGAAUGUUGCGUCGAACCACUAUCGAGUGGUUAUCAAAGAUUUAUCGCUCGUUACUGAAAGGAUAGCUGAAGCGUAUUGAAUCGAGAACGAUGUUGAUUGAAGAAACGAGUAUUACGGUUAAACGCAUUGCAUGCUGAGUUCCUUAGAGUUCCGAUUAUAUUUCCUUCAUGUUGAUCGUACUGUAUGAUUGGCUUACUUUUAAAAUAUUUUUCGAGCCCGUUUUUCAUUUUGUUUACUGAUUUGAAAUUUCUGUAGCGAAGAAAAUUCUUUAGGGAAAGGAACAAAUAAUAGUCCGAUGGUGCAAGAUAUGGAGAGUACGGAGGAUGUGGUAAAACAUCCCAAUCAAACUCUAGGAGUUUCAUUCGCACCACUAGAAAAACGUGUGGCUUCUCGUUAUCAUGGUGGAACACAACACCACAUCUGUUCAUCACUUCAGGACGUUUUGCGAUAAUGCCUUCCGUAAGUUUUUCAUGUCAGAUGCACUAUUUUUUACUGUUGAUCAUUUGCUCUUCUGGAGGUAAUUCGUAGUAGAGGAUGCUCUUGCAGUCCCACCAAAUUGAAAGCAGCAUCUUCUUCGGGUGAAGUCCAGGUUUUUCUACCGUUGGAGGACAAUUCUUCAGGAAUUUUUUCCAUAAUAAUUUUACAUAAAUCGAGAUUGCUUUCUCCUUCAGUUAAUAAUUAUCGAAACGCUCAAGAAUUUUAUCAUUCCAGUUAUUGUGGUAGUUUCGUUAUAUCUAUUUUAAUUGUAAAGAAAUAUUUCCAUAUUCGAAAGCGUUAUUUUUUAGAUUACAUUUGGAAUAAAAUAUAUGUAGAAUCUUCCCAAAUCCUAUUUGUUCUUUGAGCGAUUUUCAAUACAAUCAUUAAACAAUUUCAUCAGUUCCAGAAAAUCUCUUCAAUUUCAGAAAAAUAUGUCAGAAUCGCAUUCUUAUACAUGGUGAGGUGGUAGGACGUGUAAGGUGACAAAUGACUACUCGGCUUAUUACUUUAAUAUUGCGUUUAUUGCUGUUGCCUCGAACUCUCUGUCGACUCGACUGAUUACUGACUUCCUUGCAACUCGACUCUUGACUCUCGACUGACUAACUUCUGAGGUGCCGAAAACUUACGAUGGACACAUACGUUUUAUCGCAACAUUGUAUAUAUUUCACCAGUCUUUCCGCGAUAUUACAACUGAGACCAAAGAAGUCGCUGGAAAGAGAAUCGUUGCGCCAGGCCCGCGGAGUUGUAGCAUUCGCAAAAUGAUUGUUAUAACGGACUUGUGCUGCUACAAUGGUUUCUUGCUUCAAAUUUAAGUUGAAAUUUCUCUUAAAAUAUAAAAAAUUCAUUUAUUCACUAAAACAGGAGUAAAAUUGGAAUACAAAAAUUGGAGGACCGCGGUGAGGUUAAGCGAAGAAACUCUUAAUAGCCACAGGAUUGUACGCUAAUCGAACUCUGACCUCUUGCAAUGCACAUAUAUGUACGUAUAUAGACGUAUAUGGACGUAUAUACAUACAUAUAUCAGCAGCCUUGGUUUAACCUAGAUCCCUCGAAAGCGUCACUGAUUUUUCGACGCCUGAAUAGUUCGGAUAGUUGGAAGAACAUCGGUCGUGAUAUAAUUAAUUAGUUCUCUCGUGGAAAUUCUUUCGCAUUAUAUAAUUCCCGUCGUGCGGAAAAUAAUCGUUUUCCAACAAGAACGAUAGCUGCAUUACGAGGUAAACUCAUUUAACUAGAAUAAAUCUAAACUGCGUUUUAUUGCCAGCCAAACGGCAUGAUCUUUGCUGCGAGAACAAAAUAAUACCAUUUUCUACUCUCGUUUUUACUUUCUCGCUUUUUUUAUUUUUCCUUUUUCCUCUGUUUAUUUUCCGUUUUAUUUCUUACUUCCAUCUUCCUGCGACCGUCAUCCACCAUCUCCAUUUGCAAACUCUCUCGAUUUCACUUCACUCCUGACGUAUUUCUGCUUGAAAUACCUGGAUGAAUUAUUUGCGUGUAUCACGUGCAGUAGCAUACUAAUGCACCACAUGAGCGAAAAGAGAGAAAACUCAUGGCACGCCUCGGGGCUUUGAAAGAUUAGGCGAUCGCCAUCUGAACUGAGGAUAGUUGUGUAGAAUAAAGUUUCCGAGUGACGAUGCAUAUGUCACGUAGAAGACAAAGGAAAUCACGAAAUUAAUAGAUCACUGGUUAUGUUUUCGCGUAACUGUUCAGAGUGUUAUAACAAAAAGGUGUUGAGCGCUGAUUUGUGAGGGUUCUUAUACUAAGGUUUUGACGCGGCUGUCCUGUUACUAUCUGGUUAUUGUUUCGAUGGCUGUGACAUACAGGAUGUUUUGUCUACCCUAUUACUGUUUCUGAGCCUGUGACAUUCCCGCUUUGCUCCGUUAAAGCGUAUGGCUGUGCUGGGUCGUACGAGUUGAACGAUCUCGUUAUCUUCAUCUUCGGUGAUGUUUUGGGCUUCAUUUUGGGUAAUUGUCCUGCGGGCUGGUGGAGAAAUUGGUGCUGUUGGGUAUUUGAUCAAUAUUGUUUGCGUGAGCGGCAGGACAGAGUAUUUAUUUAUUGUUGCUUAGUCCGUGCCUUCCGGCUUUGGACGAACUUUCGGUUUUGCAUCUCUUAUGUCUAUUUCUUUUCUUAUAUAUUUACUUUCCCCUCUUUUCCACUCUAUUCUGAGUAUUUUGUGAGUUACCUUUGGAGCCAUUUCUAAUAUUUUCUCUAGUGCUGAGAUGUCUAUUUCUUUGAAACUAUGUGAAGUGUUCUUAAUUUUGAUUUCAUAAGAAAUAUUUUCAUGUGUUCCUCCUAUUUUCGUAAUAUUAUAAUCGGUUAUACAUCCAGUUUUGCUGCUAAUUAAACUCGGUUAUCUGGUUUCUAAGAUUUUAUGUGUUUUACAUAAUACGUCUGAGGUGGUUGUUGGUGAAGGCGCCCACAAGAAAUACUGUUCAACAAAAAAGUUUAUUAAACUAUUAACAAUCAACAGUCAACGAUUUGCGGUCAACAGUUAACGAUUAACGAUUAACACUGAACUAUCAAGAGUCAAUAGCCCGUUUCUCUAAUUGUGUUUGAUUCGCUAUGACGCUAACCUUUCGCACUUCGAGGCUCGGGGCAUAAUGAAUCUUUGGUUCGAAUCCAAACGGAUUCGUUUCUUUGUUGCUUCUUGAUAUCUCCACUACGCACGCGUUUAUUAGAUGUCCGCGACGGUUGCCGCGUAUGCAUUCUUCCGAAUAUUCGGCGAAAGAAUCGUAGGAAUAUCGAUGGUACAUUAGGCAUGUCGGCUUUACGCUUUGAAGGUAAUAGCGCUUUGUGUCGCGAAGCCGUUGGAAAAUUCCGUGGUCGAGUGCCGCCACACGUCGAUCUGCACAUUUUUCGUAGGGAUAAUGGUAUAAUGAUUUUCAGUCUGCAAAGGUACGAACGUCAAUUCUUCCAGUUUGAAUACAGCAGAUGAGGAAGUUUUGACUGUCUGUUGGUUACUAAUUAAUUCGAUUCUACAUUCAGAUGAAUUGGUUCUAUUGUGACUUGGUUUAGUUAUUUUACAAAUGUGGAUGAUUGCCGUUCGUUUGCAAUAUUUGUUUAAGUAGUGGCUGACGACAAAGUUGCUCUUGAGUUGGUUAGUAUUAGGUCAGUUUCUACUACAAGUGCAAUAAAUACAGAGUUUUGUUUGGAAGGUAUCGGAUAAAUUUUUGUUAUUUUCCAUUCAUUGUCUUCUAAAAGUGUACAGUUAUCACAUAUAUAAGUUUAUUAUCAUUUAUCCAUAAUUUUAGUUUACUUAGGUGUUACGACCGUUCGCAAAGAGAAGCGAUCGCGAGGAAAACGCGUCAGCGAGAGGCGUAAAUUCUCGUUACAAUUUUGAUAAUCAACGCCGCAAAUCAGUCGUGUUCCCCUGUUUCGAUUAGGAUAACAGAUAAUUCAAAAUGUAACACUGAAUUAACAAGGUUAAUAUAAACUUGUAUAUUUAACAACAUUUAAAAUUAUAAUUAACACGUUACAAAUGAUUUAACGAUGAUACAAUUACUUUGUUACUGUAAUUUGACCUGAUUUUAUCAUAUUUCUCAAUGUAUUCGUUUAAUUAAGCGACCUCGAUUUUAUUCUUCUGAACCUCUCGAUGCAUUCGGUUUGAAUCCUCAUUUGCCACUGACUGCCCUUUGAUUUUGUCCUUUGUCUUAUUUAUCUUUUUCGUUUUAUUUUCUUUUUGUGUUUUUAAAAACUCUUUAGAGUCUAUAAUUUGUGGAUUUGUGAUUCCUUGUUUUCCUGAUAUGAUAGUGUAAAAAUUUCGUCGAUGUUAAUAUGGAGCUCCGAUAUGAUAAAUUCAGUCUGAAUUAGUGAAGAGAUAAUUAUUACCUUUUCUCGUUAUGUAAUAUUAAUAUUCAAAGUGCAUCCUGCGGAUUACCAGUCAGACUGCAAUGACAUGACAGACCAUUCUCGAUCUCGUAUCUGAAUGAAUCUCACCUUUCUAGAUCACAUUACCACACUGGGCGUAUGUGGAAACACUAUGCUAGAUGUUAUGGUCAUAGUGCAUUGCGUAUGAGGAGACACUAUGCUAGAUGUUAUGGAUGUAGUGCUAAUGUUCCUCCGGGAUUGGUGUACUCAAAUUGUCAUUGUCACUGGCAUUGUCAUCACUACACACAUCCAACUCAGCAGCAAUGCAACCAUCUGGUAUUUUCCUCAACUUAUCAUGGCUGUACUUGUACGAUCGUUUACCAUCCAAUGUUUUCAAAACAUACCUGUCUUCCUCCAAAAUCUGCGCUAUUACGAAUGGACACCUGUAUUUUGGAUCUAAUUUGGUUUGAUUUCUCUCCUCAUUUUUGCGCAAUACAAAAUCACCAAGAUUAAAUCUAACUACUUUAGCCUUGGUUCUGUCAAAUCUUUCUUUAUUAUACUUAGCGUUUGUCUCCAUGUUCUGUAUUGCCUGCUGUCUUACAUUGGAGAUAUCUACUUCCCUUUCCCCAAAGCCGUCGGGUAGCAAUAAACCGUAGCCUUACUGUUUUCCCGAUUAAUAAUUCCAAAGGACUCGAUUUAGUCACACGAUUGGUAGUGCAAUUUAAAGCCAAUUGUAUUUCGCCAAUCGUCUCUUGCCAUAAUCUCCCGGUCGUUUCUACAGCUGUAUACAUGUUCUUCAAGGUACCCAUGAUAUGCUCUACCUGUCCAUUGGCCCUACUAGCACCGGUAGCUAUUAAGUGGAGUUUAAUACGUUUGCCUUGACAAAAAUCUUGAAAUUCUUUGCCCGUAAAACAUCUUCCCUGAUCCGCUAUCAUCCGGCGAGGACUACCAAACAAAAGUAUUGCAGACUUGGGCGCCUUAACAGUGCUAGAAGAUUCUAUUUUACAGGUAUGAUAUAGGUAUACAAAUUUUGUAAAAGCGUCAACCAAAACAAUAACGUAUUCUUUUAAGUCACUUUUACCACUCAAUUUACUCGUUAUGUCCACAUGCACUGUAUGCCAAGGUAUGCUGGUCUUAGGUAUAGGAUGUAAUUCGGCUUGUGGUUUACCUGAACUUGCCUUAGAAACCUGACAAGCA
Messenger RNA from Bombus terrestris (buff-tailed bumblebee), 8844 nucleotides. RefSeq lists its product as uncharacterized. The record is from RefSeq and is a predicted model, not a curated record. Lineage: Eukaryota; Metazoa; Arthropoda; Insecta; Hymenoptera; Apidae. Gene Ontology annotation, biological process: synapse organization. The transcript has 11 exons. Bases 1010 to 2800 code for a protein of 596 amino acids. Gene Ontology annotation, cellular component: neuron projection membrane.